This is a messenger RNA of Erythranthe guttata (spotted monkey flower), 3538 nucleotides long. Its product is annotated as IAP-like protein 1. Gene Ontology annotation, molecular function: zinc ion binding. Gene Ontology annotation, cellular component: nucleus. The record is from RefSeq and is a predicted model, not a curated record. NCBI's taxonomy places the organism in Eukaryota, Viridiplantae, Streptophyta, Magnoliopsida, Lamiales, Phrymaceae.
GUACAAUUAGCAAAUAGAAUCCCACACUCCCCUCGACAACACCACAACUGUGUGUGGGAGUCUGGGAGAGAGAGGAGAGAGAGAGAGAGAGAGAGAGAGAGAGAGAGCGAGCUCCCGAUUUUGCAGAGUACCGAGGGCUGACAAUUUGUAGAGAGAGAAACACACAGACACACAGUGGAGAAAGAUACACACACACCCUCUUAUAUAUACAUAGAUAUAUACGUAUAGAGAGAGAAAGCGAUGAAGGACGAAGCUAUUAGCUCGUCGAGGGACCCGUUAUUGCCCCCCAGAUCUUCUUCUCCUCCUCCGAGCCUCACUCCCGCUGCCAGUUCUGCCGGGGCAUCAUCUGCUGCUGUUCCCACAAAUGCUGGUAGCACAGAUUGGUAUGGUCAAGGGCAGAAUUCGAAAGGAGGGUCACUUUCUCGCAUUGGUUCACAGCCUAUGUAUGCUUCAGUGAGUACUAGUGCUGGUGGUUCUGCUCUUGGAUCAUCACAACCUUCAUGCAGGCCUUGGGAAAGGGGUGAUUUAUUGAGGCGUCUCUCAACUUUCAGACCCACAAGUUGGUUUGGGAAGCCUAAGGCUGCAGGUUCACUUGCCUGCGCCAGAAAAGGCUGGGUGAAUGUGGAUGUCGAUAAAGUUGAAUGUGAAUCAUGUGGUGCAAAUUUGAAGUUUGUUUCAUCAGCUACCUGGACUCCUUCUGAAGCUGACGGUGCUGGAGAAGACUUUGCCAACAAACUCGACGAAGGGCAUAAAAUCACCUGCCCAUGGAUAGGAAACUGGUGUGCCGAAAGUCUUGUACAGUUCCCACCAACUCCACCAUCAGCACUAAUUGGAGGUUAUAAGGACAGGUGUGAUGGGCUGCUCCAGUUUCCGUCCCUCCCUGUUGUGGCUACAGUUGCAAUCGAACUAAUGAGGGUCUCAAGGGGCCCAGAAAUUGAGCGGUUGCUGGCCCAGCCUCAGUCCGGACGCAGUGAAUCUGGUAUCAAGCUAGAAAUUUGUUUAGGAACUGAAAACUCCAGAGAAGACAUCUUCUCUAUAUACUCUCGAGCUCAGAAGCUAAUAAGCCUUUGUGGAUGGGAACCGAGGUGGCUUCCAAAUAUUCAAGAUUGUGAAGAACAUUCUGCUCAAUCAGCUAGGAAUGGAUAUUCGAUUGGUCCUUCAAAAUAUCGCGGUCCUCCCCGCGACCCUAGCCGUGGCAAGAAAGCAUUGUCCUCUUCCACAAAAAAGCAUGGCGGUGGUAUGAAUGAAGUCAUAGGCACCAACUCAAAAACUAUAUCUAGGUCCCCAUUGUUGGAUUGCAGCUUAUGUGGUGCAACAGUGAGAAUCUGGGACUUCUUGACCAUCUCACGUCCUGCUAGUUUUGUUCCUAACAGCACCGAUGUUCCGGAAACUAGCAAGAAGAUGGCACUGACACGUGGAAUAAGCGCAGCGAGUGGAAUCAACGGGUGGGUUGCUGCAGAUGGUAUGGAUAAAGAGCAGGGCGAGGGCCACGACGAAGCUGCAACCGGUGAAGGAAAAUCACUGUCGAAUAUCGGCGUGGAUUUGAAUCUUACUAUAUCAGCUGGGCUGUCUUCUUCGCGUUUGCCCGCCAAUGCAAUGGCUGAACAGUACCAAGAUAUGCAUAGAGGUAGAGAUUUAGUGAUUGGGCAGCCUUCGAGCAGUGAGGUUGGUGACCGUGCAGCAUCAUAUGAAUCACGUGGUCCUAGUUCCCGUAAGAGGAACUUAGACGAAGGUGGAAGCACAGGUGACAGGCCACAGUUACUUGUCCAACAAGCAGACAGUGUCGAGGGAACUGUGAUCGAUCGUGACGGUGACGAAGUUGAUGAUGGUGGACAACAGUAUUCUGCCGGUCCUUCAAAACGGGCUCGUGAUUCUGGUUUCUCUGAGCCUCGCAGGUCAUCGCCUUACGGAAAGGAGUCUUCUGGUGUGGGUCCCAGUCGGGCGUUUGGUUUCGACAUCGGAAUCGAUCCUUAUAAGGAUGACUUUGAACAGGGACCCGAGCAAGUAAUUGGUUAUCCGUCAGCCAGAGAUUCAACAAGGGUUUCCUCUGUUAUUGCAAUGGACACUGUUCACAGUGGAGAUGAUGAUUCAAUGGAGAGCGUCGAAAAUAAUCCUGGAGACUUUGAUGACAUACAUCAGCCUUCAACAUCGACAAUCAAGAACAUAGAUCCCAGCGAGACGUCAGAAUUGAACUACAGUAAUCAAGCCCAGCAGAGUGCCUGUCCAGCUGUUGUCAGAAGUGCUGGUGAAAUGGGUGUUAGUAGCACAAAUGAAGAGGAGGUAGUAAACACGGAUACUGCCACUGUACAUAGGAUGGAUGGUCCCAGCCUGGGAGUUAGUGGAGGAAGUGUUGGAAUGGGUGCUAGCCAUGAAGCUGAAAUUCAUGGAACUGGUGCUGCGUCUAUAUAUAGAGCUGACAGUGUUGUGGGUGAUAUAGAACCGAUCGCUGAAAUAACUGAAAACCAAGGUCAGACUAGUGAAUUUGCUGCGGAUCCGUGGUUGAUGGGUGAUUUUGUACCUGAAGAAAUGGAUCGAGAGGACCCUCAAGGUGAUAGUCAAGAUAAUAUGUCUCGAUCUGUAGCGAGGGCGGAUAGUGGCUCGAAAAUUGUGGGUUCGACUAAGGCGGAAUCUGUUGAGAGUGGUGAAAAGACAAGUAACAUGCGGGCCACCUCCUUUGAGACCAAUCCACAUCCUUCACUCUCUUGCAAUGCAAUCUUAUGUUCUGGCUUUGAAGUAUCUAAAGAAGAAGUAACUCAGUCUGCAAAAGAUCUGAAUACCGAUGACCUUGGAUAUGUGGAAUCAGGCUACAAAGUUGCAACUGGAGGGCCUCCAAAUGGUGGAAGCAACUACGAUGAACCGGUCGAAUUUGAUCCAAUUAAGCACCAUAAUCACUUCUGUCCUUGGGUGAAUGGAAAUGUUGCUGCAGCAGGCUGUAGUAGCAGUAGCAGCUCUGGUUCGACUGCUGGUGCUCUUGCGCUUUGUGGUUGGCAGUUGACUUUAGAUGCUUUGGAUGCUUUUCAAUCGCAAGGGCAGAUUCCAGUCCAAACAGUUGAAUCUGAAUCAGCAGCUUCCAUGUAUAAGGAUGAUCAUCAACCGUCUCACGGUAAAAAGCUCUUGGCACGCCACUCUUUCAACAAAAGUCGCGGCAAGAAAUGAACUGCUGUUAUUCCCUCAUAGUACGCCAUCAAAGAUCAACCUAAGCAGCACCAAAAGUAAAACCAAAACGGCGUUUGAGUUAUUUGUUUGCUUUUGAAAUUAUACCUUGUUUGGAUUAUUAGAUUUGAAAGUUGAUUUUUCCGUGUUACUUGUGAAGCGCUUACGAGAGAAUCUCUCUGUUAUUAUGUCCCGAAGUGGUUUUUCUUUUUCUUUCCGUUGUUUCGACGUUAGUUGCAAUAACGCCUUGCGAGCGUAAGUCUUGUUUAACAUAAUAUAGUAUUUGUGACUGUAAUUUUAAUAUUUUGGUUGUUUUUAUUAAACAAUAUUAUAUAUUGGCUUGAGAUGAUUUGACUCUAUUUAUCUAUUUGAUACUUUGGCUUUA